AAAUCUGCUAACGGGUCGAGGAUAUUUUGAAAUGAAGACAAAACUAAAAAUGAAGAAAAACAUUGGGUUGUAGGAAGUUUUGGAUUGUCGAGUUAGGAAGUGUAUAUUAGUUAUUUUAAGGUUUUUAGAACAUAUGCUCCAUACUAUUAUGAAAAAUUUUGGAAAUAAAGAAUUACAGUGAUGGUUUUAUGUAUAUACAAUGUUUGACGACGGGCAUUGUGCAUGUGUGUUAGUGUUGUGAAACUAUUAUUGAGCCAAUUGGUAUUUAAUAAGGAUAAAACUUUGGGAUGCAUUCUUUAAGAAAAUGGUUUUAUAGACCUAAGAAAGAAGAUAGUUCUAAGUUGGCUCUCUUUUAUUGGGCUGAUGAAGAACUUACUAUGGUUGCUACAGAACUGGAUAGUUUUGAUGGUCGGACAGAUCCAGAUAGGUGUUCCAUUUUGGUUAGUCAGCUUCGAAUAUGUCAAGAUAAAGUAUUAAGCAUUUGCAAUGAUAUAAUGGAUGAAGCAAUUCCUGAUAUAAGGGCAAAUAGGGAUUUCCGUGCUAAAUUUCCUGAUGAUGUUCUUCAUGAAAAUCUUGCUGGUCAACUUUGGUUUGGAGCAGAAUGCCUUGCUGCUGGUUCUAAUAUAAUUCACAGAGAGCUUGAAAGUGCCAGCAUGAGGCCUCUGGCUAAAGCCUUGACUCGUGCUUUAGAUAAUGUCCGUUGCCUUUUAAGAGAACAGUCAUUAAAAAAUUCUCUUGUAUAUUCGGAUAAAGUGCGAGAAGCUUUGAGAAUAUUUGAUAGGCUUUUUGCAGAAUUCGAACUAUGCUACGUAAGUGCUAUGGUUCCUAUUAAGAGUGCUAAGGAAUAUCACCUUCAACAAGAAAUUGUGGUUUUGUUCUCUGAAACUCUUAUAAGAGCUUUAAAAAUGGGAAUGGUGACUCAAGACAUGGUAGAUGAUUAUGAUCCAUCUUUAAUGUUUACAAUUCCUAGGCUUGCCAUUGUUUGGGGUCUUUUGCUUUAUCCUGAUGGUCCAUUCAAUGUUGAGAAAGAUUCAUCAGAUAUAUCUGAACUUUUCCGGCCUUUCUGCAAUUUACUGUUUAAAAUAAGAGAUUUAUUAUGGACUUUGACUGAAAAAGAACUCCAUAAACUUGAAAAGAUGUUGUGCAGCUUGGAAGAACCAAAGAUUGAUGAUAAGUCAGAGGCUAAUGAUGAUAUAUCUUUAAAAGUUUCAGAGGAUUCUGUAUCUCUCUUUUAUAAAAAUCAGUUGAACUGCAAGCAGUUUAUUCAUGAAUUUUAUGCUUAUAAUUUUGGUAUACUAACAACAGAAAAUGGUAUUCCUGAAAAUUCAGAGGACACUUUAAACACAGAAAAGCAUUCUUCAAAUAAAAAGAAGCAUGAAAAAAAUCAAAAUAGCAUAGAAUUUGAGGUAAAAUAUCAUAACUCAAGUACAACGAACAAUGUUCAAAAAUCUUAUAUCAGUAAUAAUGAAAAUUUUGUCACAAAUGAACUUGGACUUUCAGAUUGUGAUGAAACUCGAGACAAGGCUGUAACUGAUGGUGUUAGGACUCGUUCAGAUAAUAUUGAAGAAUCUUUCAGUGAUGAAAGGUUUAGGCCGAUGAGCCAACAUUUAGGCAAUGCGCCUGCCCAUCAUAAUCAAAUGCUUUGUAAUUUGCAAAAUGCAGAAAGUUAUCAAACUAGUUCAAGUAAUAACACACGAUUACAGAAUCAAAUUUUAGAGAACAAAGAGUAUGAGGACUCGUGGAGCGAAGCCGGGUUGAGAACUAGUCUCCCUCACAUCGAAAACAAUGAAAUUGUCAACGAUGUUUACUCUCAACCAGCUUCAGAGAGUACCUUUCUAGAACAUUCUGCAUCCUCACUCGAAAACCGCCUUAGCGUUCUCCACGAUAACUGUACUUGCAACCUCAAUAGUUCUUCAAGAGAGCAUUUGACUCCUUCCAGAGAAAUAAUGAGACAGGUGAUGAGGAAGGUUGAAAUCGUACCUCCAGGCCAACGAGUUUCAGAGUACAGUUCUUCUUUAGAAAAUAGCCCUCGUGCCUAUCACCAUGGACUACUGAGCCGCUCUUUUCCUAUCCACCCACAUGCUUCUUCAGAGACGCCUAGAAAAAGGACUAAAAAAGGCCGUAGCAAAAACUCACAACCUUCUGCACGGCAACAGAAUGAAAAAUCACCAUCUAGGUGUUGUAGUGAUAACUAUCGUCAUGCUCACCCGUCUGAAGCACAGAACUCUAAUAGUUUGUACAAUAGCUCACCUCUUAUGAUUCCCCGAGUACAACACUUGCGCCAGGAAGAGAAUAGUGAAGCAACUUACUCUUCCUGCUCUAGCUGUCAGAGUAUAUCUAGUGUAUCAAGUUCUGAAUGGGAAUCUACAAGCCCAGACACCAGUUCCUAUAACUCAGAGUGUCAAGACGAUGAGGAAAUCGCUUUAGCUUUACAGGCAGCAGAAAUAGCAUCUCGAAAUAAAGCAAGAUCAAGAUUCAAAAGCAGCAGGGAUCUUUUACACAAGUUAUUUGUUUGUGUCUCAGGUGUUGCUGAUCAACUACAAACUAACUAUGCAAGUGACUUGAGAAACAUAUUGAAAAGUGUCUUUGAUAUGAAUUGUUCGCAAAGUCAGCAAGAAGUAUGUGAUAAUUCUCAGACGGAUAAUUCGAAUGACAUAAAUAGCCCUGAUGUUGCUUGGACCUUGCCCCCAAUAAGUGCAGCCUUCAGUGAUAAUGGAAAUAGCAUACUUACGAAUGAAAUGUCAGAGUCUCUGUUAAAUGGCAAUUCUCCAGAUGAAUAUGACAGAGAUCAAAGUUCCGUGGAUAGUGCUGAGGAGGUUGUGGCUGACAAUUCUCCUACUCCAUCAUUGGUGUUGCCCAAUAUUAGCCAACAAAAUGAGAACAGCAUAGGUGUUUUUACAGGUCCACCUGAAUGGAUGCCAGAUGAAUUCAGUCCUAAUUGUAUGGCUUGUAAAAUGCAGUUCACUAUUUUACGGCGGCGCCAUCACUGUAGAAAUUGUGGAAAGAUAUUUUGUUCCCGCUGCAGCUCUAACACUAUUGCUCUGCCUCAUUAUGGACAUUUAAAACCUGUGCGUGUUUGUAAUCAUUGUUUUAUGUAUCAAUUGACCAGCUUUGUUAUGCAAAGGCAGCUGUGACCCGUAUAAUAUAGAUAUAUAUAUUGUUCCAAUAAAACAAUUUCAAAUUUAUUCAUUUAUCCUGGUGCUAAAAGAAAGGCUAUUUUACUCAAUGACAAAUUUCUGUAGAAUACUGGUCAGUUUAUAUUGUUGUUUAAUCUAUUGUACUGAUAUAUCUAUAAAUAUUUUAAAAUUAAUUUUUUCGACAAAAACUAUAUAGUCUAGUUUAAUGGCACCCUAAUCAUUUCAUAAAUUACGAUAGAGAAUUGAUUUCUUGAGUUUGAAUGUUGCUGUGAAAAAUAUCUGAAAUUGGUUGUUUUUAGGCUUGAAUAAUAAUUUUUAAAUUUAGAUAUUUUAUAUGAAUUGUUAUUAUUAGACAGUUAUCCAGGGAACUGGCACAUGAAUUUAACGAUGUGACUCUAUGAUAUUUUUCUUUAUUUUGAAAGUCACUGAUUAGUAUUUUAUAUAAGUAUGUGUAAAAGAAAUCGGCAAUUCAAGAUUGCGUGGCUGAAGUGCAGCAAUGCAGUAUGCGAACUUAUUAUUUUAUCCUGAAUCCAAAACUUAUUAUUUUACUCUGAAUCAACUCUUUAUAAUAUCAAGCUUUGUAAGUGACUGAAUUCUAAAGAGUUAAUUAGUUAUAUAUUUUUUCACCUCUAGCCAUUUUUCUCAAUAAAUUUUUUUAUUUAUAUGUUUUCUUUUUCAAGCUCGUUAUACUGUUAAUGGAGGAAUAUGGAUUCAUAAAUUAUUUAUUCAUCAAGAUGAUAAAAAAUUAAUUUAUGGUUGUGGUUAUAAGUGGCAAAAUAAUAUGUAUUGAAUGUUUUUGUUUUACAUCUGUAUCACUGUUUAAUAUAGAAAUAUAGAGUACAAAAAAGCCUGUACAAAAACAUAAUUUUUUUCUCUCUCUGUAAAUGAAGUUAAGAUUUUAAAAAAAUGUUUAAGUUCUGAAAUGCCAUUUUCAUUACAUUACUCUUAGUACUCCUUAGUGAUAAUGAGAGUUAUGUGAAGCGUAAAAGUGAUACUGAUUAAAGGAAUUAAAUCUAUUAGAAGGUUAGUUUUUGACAGAACUCCCAAACCUCAUCUAAACAAUGGCACUUCGAUUUUGUAUUGUUAAAACAGGAGAAUAAAUUUUGAGUUAAAUAAUGCCAUAAUGAUGCAAUAUUACAUGUUGUGAUGGCACUUUAAUAUCAUGAUCAAAGGCCAUGAUGAUACAAUAGUAGAAUGUACAGUUAAAAUAAUUAUAAUUUUUUAUCAUAGCGAAAUUGCAAUUUAGAAUUUUUAAAAAACUGAUUAUAUUAUUGGUCUUUUGUGCCAAAAUAUUUUGAGAGAUUGAAAAUGCCACUGUAAUAAGUGUAGCAAUGAUAAUUUUGGUUUAACUUAAUAGUUUUUAUGCAGAUUUAAACGUUGUUAAACUUUAAUUAUAUUUCUAAUUAAUUCAACAUAUAUUCUUAAUAGUAGCCUUAAAUUGAGGAAAAUAUUUUGAAUCCCUCAUUGAUGACAUUUUUUGUCACUUUUUUUUCAAACUCUCAUUCCAAAUAUAAAUAAAUUUAACUGUAGAUUGUUGAAAAAUGGAGUGAUUGCUGUUAAAAUAGUUCACGAUUCAUGAAUAAAAAGUGGAUCCUGAUUUGCCUAUUUCUUUUAGACAGACUAAUACAUAUAUCUACAUUUUUCUUCUAAGCAGUAUCUAGAUCAGUAUCUAAACUGUAUUUUUAAAUUACUAGAUUUCUUUCAUAUUUACCAGGUCAGAUUGUAUUAAAAAAUAUCUUGUUUUAUUUAAAUUGCAAAUAAGUUUUUUGUGGUUAAGAUUAGAAGGUUUUUUUUCACUGUUUGUGUAUUGUGAUUUACAGAAAAAAAUUUUGUGAUAAAUUCUCAGUUUAUGGGAAAAAGACUGGUUAUGUAAAAUGAGCUUCUAAAUAAAAAUUAAUAAAAUUAUCUGAAAUAUAAAAAUGUACAAAGUUAAGAAAUGUUUUUCUGUUUUUUACUUUUAAUUAGUAUUAUAUUCCUUUAGUUCUAUAUUUCUCUCUUUUAAGCAAGUUUUGCUGUGUCUUUAAGUAUUUCUUUAUUACUUUUAUGCUUAUUUCUGAUUUAUGGGUGGCUUGUUUUUAUUAUAUACUGACAUGUUGAACAUUACAUAAUUAGCUUAAUCACUUUAAGUUGUCUUUUAAUUUCAGAAGCCUAUCAGUAUGCUCUGUUAGUAUUGUCUGUCUUUUUUUUUUUAAAUGAAGGUUCUUGUCUUAUUGGUAUAUAUUCUCAUAUUUUUGUACAUAUAAUGUCAAUAAUUGUUUUAAUGUGAUUUUUUUCUUCAAAUAUUUGAUAUGGGAAUUUUUUUUUCACUAAGAAUGUUUGAAUCUUGUGAUUUAUAUGCAUUUAGUUCAAUAAACAAAUGCAAUAAAUUCA
This is a messenger RNA of Parasteatoda tepidariorum (common house spider), 5507 nucleotides long. RefSeq names its product lateral signaling target protein 2 homolog. The record is from RefSeq and is a predicted model, not a curated record. Gene Ontology annotation, cellular component: early endosome membrane. Gene Ontology annotation, molecular function: metal ion binding. NCBI's taxonomy places the organism in Eukaryota, Metazoa, Arthropoda, Arachnida, Araneae, Theridiidae.